Molecule: messenger RNA, 3234 nt
Organism: Belonocnema kinseyi
Lineage: Eukaryota; Metazoa; Arthropoda; Insecta; Hymenoptera; Cynipidae
Exons: 11
Coding region: 363-3026 (887 amino acids)
Biological process (GO): transmembrane transport
Cellular component (GO): membrane
Molecular function (GO): transmembrane transporter activity
Source: RefSeq, a predicted model, not a curated record
AAUGCUCGGUGUCUCGCGAGGAAAGGAGCUGCACGUUUCCUUUUCCACCUCUUGUCACCCUCCGCUCCUGCAAGUCUCGAUUGCCUGAUAAGAAACUUCAUCUUCAAAUUUUUCCAUUUUUUUACCAACUUUAUAAAUCUGGACCAAUAAAGUCUAGUUGCAAGGUCUAUAAGAUAUUUCAGGAACCAGAAAGAAAGAAUAAAGAAUUCUCAUGAAACUUUAACAGUGAGAAGUGAUUUAGUGAAUUGAUUCCAGAAGAAAGUCAAUUGGGAUGGGUCACAAAUCGAUGGUUCGAUCAGUGUGCUAAAGGAGGUUUAAAAAUAAGGAUUUCUUCACGGUUCUAAUUAUAUUCAAGAUUAAAGAUGAGAUACAUCAGCAUAAUUAUUGGUCUAGUAUCAUUGAGCCUCGCACAAGAUGCCAAUGAGUGUGAUAAAAAUUGGCACAAUUUGGAAACUGAGGAGUCUUCCAAAUUAAGUUGUGGUCCAGUUUUUCAAAAUCGGUGCCACUGCGAAAGAGCGUGUUUUGAACGAGAACACAAAUAUAUAGUCAACUGUACAAAUUCUGAGUUUCUUAAUACGGAACCCUUAUCGCAUCUUCCCAACAAGACACAAGUGUUAAUUUUUACGGGAAAUUAUCUUGACAGUCUUCCAUCGAAUAUCUUUGGAACUCUGGAUGCAUUCCCAGAUUUACAAGUGAUAGACAUGUCGAAUAACCAUAUAAAAGAAAUUAGGGGGAAAUCAUAUCACCACGUUAAGAAUGUAAGGAGGCUAAUUUUGGAUUUCAAUCAAAUUUCUUUGGACCCUACAAGAAGUCACCCUCGACUUUUUUCUAACUUCAUCUCCCUUGAAGAACUUCAUCUUACUGAUGCUUUUGAAGAUUCUCCGAAUCCGAGGGAUAUGGCAGCUACUCUUCAUGAUAUAUUUGUCAACAGUGAUUUGACGAAAUUGAUCAAACUGCAUUUGGAGCAGAACGAAAUUUCCGAAUUUCGUGAUUCCAAUGUCUUUUGUGAUCUUCCUAAUCUGUUGGAUCUUCAUCUGGGGGACAAUUCUUUGACUGCCUUGCACUUCAACCUCUCUUGUUUGCACAAUCUGCGAUUUUUGGACCUUCAACGAAACAAAUUCACCAAAGUUAUGGAAAGGGAUCUUCGAACUUUGGACACUUUUGCAAAACACAAUCAAUCUGUGAUGGUGGAUUUUUCGUUGAAUCCAUUUGAAUGUUCUUGCAGGCUUAAUCCUUUUAUUAAAUGGAUGGACAGAACGAAGAUCAUUGUCAGAAACAAGGAACAUUUGAUGUGCACAGAAGGUGAUAAAAAAGUGGGAUUUCACGAAACAAAAGACUGUCCCCAAAUAUUGAAAGCAGUCAGAGAUUCAGGAACAACUGUUCUUCUUUGUUUGCUUUCUCUCUUACUGAUUUCUCUAAUCUGUGGAUUUAUUUAUAUACAACGAGCAGAAUUAAAAAAGAAAUUACAAUCUGUAAAUAAAAGAGUGCGCUACACGUCAAUAGCAACUGGAGAAAAUCGGGAAGAAUUGAAAAAAUUGGUGUCGAAAAUGUCAAUUUUUAGACGUCUUCGCCUGGACGAAGUCAUCACUUCGUUACCAGAAUUGGGCCCAACAAUGCCAGAAGGCGGAUAUUCAUGGAUUGUGCUUUUUGGGAUUUUAAUUGUACAGAUGACUGUACCAAGUGUUUUGUCAAUGUACGGAAUUGUGCUUGGACAUUUGGUGAGCGACAACAGAAGACUCGAUUUUGACGUGUGGAAUGAGAAAAUUACAGUCACACCAAUACUGAUGACUGCUUUCUGGAGUUUAGCAGAUCCUUGGACAAAAACAAUUGUGAAUUUGGCUUCAGUUCCAAGAGUGAUGACUUUGAUAGGGAUUGCCCUUUUAUCAACAGGUGUCCUCGCUUCAGGAUAUUUAGCAACUGGAGGUGUUGGUGCUUAUUUAGCUAAUUUUAGUGCCGGAGCCAUCAUGGGAAUAGGGGCCAGUUUCGUGAUGAUACAGAGUGAAAAAGUAUUGCGACAACAUUUCAGGAUGAAGCUACCCUUUGCAAGAAUUUUGAUGAAUCUUGCUUUUUCCACAGGAAUUGUAUUUGCUCCUUUGGUAGCACUUGCCCUUUUUACCAGAUUAGGAAUUCAAGGUGGACUCAUGGCAAUGGUUGUACUUUUUUUACCCACUGCAAUCGUUACUACAAUUUUAAGAUCGCCAGGUAAAGAAAUAUCUUCACCAUACACCCUUCUAUUCAAUGAAGAUGAGGCAGAAUCAUCUCUAAGCAUGGUGGAAGGGUCAAAUUCAUACUCAAGAAAUCAGGCUGGCUCUGAUGCGCGAAAUACAGGGUUAAAUCCUUCGCCAGUUGAUGAAAUUAAUGAAAUUAAUGAACCUCAAGGAGUCUUUGCGGAAGGAAGUAGAGCCUACAGUUACGAAGAUCCAGAAAAUACGACUACCAAACUUUUUGUAUCUCCAACAAAUUUCCAAGUUCUUUUCAAAUUCGGCACAGUUGUUGUCACUUGUAUAGGCACUAGAGCUGGGAUGAUGCUUUUUUGGCUCCUUUUGCCUCCACUGAUUGUCAUCAAAGUUCCAUCAACGAAUCUUCUUGAUGGGGUUAUUCUUUCCAUGAUUGGAGGAAUUGGCACUCUUGUUGCGAGCAUCAUCUCCUACUGGAACCCAAACACAGCCAGAUUGAGAAGUUUAAUUUUUGGAUUUUCGAAUUGGAUAGGGAGUUUCGUUCUCUUAGGCCUCUGCUAUGGUGAUUUUUAUAGUUUUUUCAUAAUUUUGGCACUUUUGGGAGGUAUGAGCGUCGGUGGAUUGUUGGUGAGUCAAGAAUUUGUGAUACGAGAUUCUUUGGGAUCACAUGUGGCCUCCAAAUCACGUGCUGCACUUACGACGUGUGUUGGAAUCGCAAUUUUGCUUCUUUCCUUUAUUGAAAAUAUGUUUCUGUGCUUGAGGAUUGUUGGGGUAAUUCAGUUUUUUGGAGGAUCAUACUGGAUCCUCUCUCCACUUUUUGGGGCACUAAAAGCUCGAUGGUGUAGGUGAUUGAAUAAAUCAUUUUCUGAAUUGAAAUACCAAAUCUAGAUUUAGGAAUAAUAAAACUCAUGUGAAUGACUGUCUAUUUAAAUUAUAAAUCACCAGUAAGUUUAGAAAUUUCGAACAAAUCUAUGUAAGAAAAUUUUCAUUAUUUUCAUAAUAUAAAUUGUAAAAAUUAGGAUAAUAGAUAAUUAUUAGAUAUCGGUGAAUGCCAAAA